Messenger RNA from Paraglomus occultum, 395 nucleotides. The record is from the annotation of a GenBank genome assembly. NCBI's taxonomy places the organism in Eukaryota, Fungi, Glomeromycota, Glomeromycetes, Paraglomerales, Paraglomeraceae.
AUGGUUGCCCUCUGUGAAAUGAUUUUCACACAAAAUCACAAGAUGCAACGAUUGUCUUCCGAAAGUAUCCUCAUUCAAAACGGAGUGGCAAAAAUAUCGACUUUUGAUUUAUUAACAACGUCGGCACACGCUAGUCCAACGACCAAGAAUCAAGAUGACACGGUAUAUAUUGAUAACACUUUAUGCGAUCAUAGGAAAAAUUCCAACAUAUUUAGUCUCGGGGUAAUACUCUGGGAGAUUUCUAGUGGAAAACUUCCAUACAGAGAACUUACUCAGAACCAUAAAUGCAUUUGUUCUGGAACACCUGAACUAUACGUCAGACUAUACUCAGCAUGUUGGGACAAAAUUCCUGAAAAGCGGCCAUCAUGCAAAGAAGUAUACGACCAACUAGCCUU